Mytilinidion resinicola is the source of this 1483-nucleotide messenger RNA. RefSeq names its product branched-chain amino acid aminotransferase. The record is from RefSeq and is a predicted model, not a curated record. Gene Ontology annotation, molecular function: branched-chain-amino-acid:2-oxoglutarate transaminase activity. The transcript is spliced from 2 exons. Lineage: Eukaryota; Fungi; Ascomycota; Dothideomycetes; Mytilinidiales; Mytilinidiaceae. Gene Ontology annotation, biological process: L-valine biosynthetic process; L-leucine biosynthetic process. Gene Ontology annotation, cellular component: mitochondrion. Bases 46 to 1230 code for a protein of 394 amino acids.
GCUGUAGAAACUGCGGCUAUGUGGUGGAAUUAGUCUUGCGCAGGUAUGGCCCCAGCACUUCUCGCCACCUCCUUGGAACAUGUCCAAACGUUUUCGACACCGGCAGCACUUGAUGCCUCAUUGCUCCAAGUCACAAAGAAUCCCCAUCCUUCUGAAGCGCCUCCCGACGAAGACCUUGCCUUCGGAAAGCAUGUCACAGACCACAUGCUGCAAGUUCAAUGGACCUCGGACUAUGGAUGGCACCGGCCGCGUAUCAUCCCUUACCAGGAAAUAUCUCUCGAUCCGACUGCCUGCGUGUUCCAUUAUGGAUUCGAGUGUUUCGAGGGCAUGAAGGCCUACAAGGAUGCAGACGGCCGUAUUAGGCUGUUUCGGCCUAAUGCAAAUCUCGACCGCUUCAACAAGUCGGCAGCUAGAAUAGCGCUACCCGAGUUCAACUCUGGAGAACUACUGAAGCUGAUUGCAGAGUUUGUCAAGCUUGAAGCAGAGUUCAUCUCUGCGCGCCCAGGAUACUCGCUCUAUCUCCGUCCAGUACUUAUUGGUACGAAUCGUGGACUGGGGGUCUCGGCACCUACUUCAGCUCUUCUAUAUUUGGUCGCCUCCCCUGUCGGACCCUACUUUUCCGCUGGCUUCAAGCCAAUUCGGCUGGAGGCAACAAGCAGCUCAUAUGCCACUCGAGCCUGGCCAGGAGGGGCAGGCAACCAAAAGAUUGGUGGGAAUUAUGCACCUUGUAUUGCUCCGGAGAAGGCAGCUCAAGGACGCGGGUUUCAUCAACUGCUUUGGCUUUUUGGAGAUGAUGACGACAUCACCGAAGCCGGAACCAUGAACCUCUUUAUCGUCCUCCGAGUGCCAGGCGGCGACAAUUUCGAAAUCGUCACACCGCCAUUAGAUGGCAUGAUUCUCCCUGGUGUCACUCGCGAUUGCGUCUUGAGCCUCGCUAGGGAGAGGCUUCAACCACUUGGUUGGCUCAUCAGCGAGCGCAGAAUCUCCAUGGCGGAAGUGGCUCGUGCCUCGCAGACUGGGACUUUGGUCGAGGUCUUCGGCACAGGAACCGCCGCUGUGGUUAGCCCUGUCAAGGCUAUCAAAUGGAAAAAUGACCUACUCGAUUGCGGUCUCGCCCCCACGCAGAAUGCGGGGAAAGUGGCGACAUUGAUGAAAACCUGGAUCGAGAAUAGGCAGUAUGGUGUUGAAGACCAUGAAUGGAGCGUACUUGUCGAUCGCAUUGGUAGGUAGUAUGCUUCCAAUCCUUCCCACUCGAUCGUGCUGUUUUGGAAUUGCCGAUGGAAAUUGCGAUCUCUCUAUCAACUUUUUGGUAAUUAGCACUUUUUGGAUCGAGUGGCCGCUUGGCGAUUUCCUUGUCAUUCAACGAGUGCACCUAGAACGCUAUACAAUAAGCUAAGAUGUAUAUUCUCCCGUAUAUGUCGCUCCCUAUAAUUAUGAAGCCUUGACCAAUUUUCCUAAUGCCUAAAAAUAUGCCGGUCGGGAG